GGCGGGGAGGGACCGGGAUUUAGGGAGGAAGCGGGAAGGCUGGCCGGGUGUGGCAUGGCGAGCGGCUGGGUGAUGGCGCUGGGCCUGGGGCUCUGCCUCGCCGUGCUGCGCCAGGGAGGCUGCUACCCCCCCAGCGCAGCCACAGCACCCCAAACCGCAGCUGCACUGCGGGAGAAUUUCCGCCUGCAGCCGGGUGAUUUGGUGGCCACAGCGGGGCAAGCGCUGGAGCUGGAUUGCGUGCCGCCCUCGGGGCACCCCGAACCCCGUGUCACCUGGAAGAAGGAUGGGGUGACCUUGAACUUGACUGGCGACCGGUACGCGGUCACCAAUGGGAAGUUGCGGGUGGCACCGGCACGACGGAGCGACUCCGGGCUCUACGUCUGCGUGGCAGCCAACACGGCGGGCGAGAGGGAGAGCCGGGGCGCCCGUGUCUCCGUCCUGGAGAAGCCGACCAUCGUGCGGCGCCCGAGCGAUGCCAUGGCGGUGGCUGGCAGCACCGUGGAGCUGAGCUGUGGCGCCCAAGGUGACCCAGCACCGCGGGUGCAGUGGCACAAGGAGCGUGGGGACCUGCCCUGGGGCAGGCAUGAGGUGGACCAGGAGCACACGUUGCGCCUCCACGCUGUGACGCCCGCUGAUGCCGGCACCUACGUGUGUACAGCGCAGAGCCAGCUAGGCACCGCCGCCGCAGCCGCCCACCUCCACGUGGAGGACCAGCUGCCAAUGGGCCGGCGGGAGGCUGCGCCGUGGGACCUGCUGGCUGUGAGGCUGCACCUGGACAAUGGCACUGUGCUGCCCACCACUGCCGCUGUCCAGCUCCGCUGGCAGAUGCUGACGCCGGCACUGGUGCCAGAGGGCUAUGUGGUGCUGUACCGCUGCCUGCUCCCUGCCAGCCCCUCCUGGGACCAACACGAUGCAGGCAGGGAGCUCAGCACCGUCAUCCCCGCGCUCCGCAGGGGCUACGUGUACGAGUUCAAGGUCCGCCCCUACGUUGGAGGGACCCAGGGUUUGGACAGCAACAUCAGGCACCUCUGGAUACCUGAGGAAGUACCAAGCGCAGCGCCCCAGCACGUCACCCUGGGCCAGGCUGAGAUGGAGAAUGGCACCGUGGUCGUGAGCUGGGAACCACCUCCUCCUGAGGCCCACAAUGGCAUCAUCCAGGGCUACAAGGUCUGGUCAAUGGGUGAAGGCUGGCAGCGCCCCACCAAUAGGACAGUGGAUGGAGGCACCCACCGCCUGGAAACCCUCCUCCCGAGCCCUGGGGCCAAAUUCUGUGUCCAGGUGGCGGCUUUCAACAGUGCGGGGCUGGGGGUCCCCAGCAAUGCCACCUGCAGCAUCCUGGGGCUGAUGGCGGAGAGCAACAGGGUGGUACGGGUGCUACAGCAGCCCGCUGUCAUCGCAGCUGCUGGCUCACUGCUCUGGUUGGCCUUGUUCGCCCUCCUCCUCCUCGUCUGCCAGCGCCGCGCCAGCCAGGACGCCGCGACUCGCCGCAGGCUGGUGGCUGGUGACUCACCGUGGCUCAGUGGUCCGUGGAAACGCAGCUGUGCCCCGCGAAACCUCAGCAGCAGCAGCAGCCUCAGCAGCCGGCUCCUGGGCAGCGAUGGCAAGGACCCCCACCCCUCCACCCUGUCCUUGGAGCCAUCAAGCCUCGGCCCCCCCACGCCCCCCAACCGCAGCAGCCUCCGCGGUGGGCACCCAUUGCCCCUUGGGGACACGGGGUGCUGCAGUGGGGGGCACCCCGGCGUGCGAACCUCGCCCAGCACCCCGAACCCGGCACCCUGGGAGCGCCUCCACAAGAGAGAGCUGCACCAAGUGCACAGCACCCCAGUGCUCAUGGGUGGCCCUGGCCACGUCCCUGUCACCGGGAGCGGAGGUGAGUGGGGGAUGGAUUUUGGGCUGGCAGCCGGGUGGCCUCAGCGAAGGGGACGUGACGGUGACACCACCACCGCCGUGCUAGCCGGAGGGGACCCACGGCAGCUGCCAGUCUUCAGCUCCCCAAAACCACGGCGGGGCAGCGUCUCGCUGGCCUCUGGUGUCACUGGGUCACCAGUGACACCCCUGAGGCCACCCCAUGCCUGGCACCCGCCAGUGACCCGGUCCCCGGCCACUGCAUGCCCCAGGAACACGUCCUUGGUCACCAGGCACCCCAAGGACCUGUCCCCAGUCACUGGGAUCCCCAGGGACAAAUCUCCAGCCACCCGGCGCCCCAGGGACAUGUCCCCGGUCACUGAGAGCCCCAGGGAUGUGUCACCAGUAACCCGGCGCCCCAGGGACACAUCCCUGGUCACUGAGAGCCCCAGGGAUGUGUCACCAGCCACCCGGCACCCCAGGGACAUGUCUCCAGUCACUGAGAGCCCCAGGGAUGUGUCACCAGCCACCCGGCACCCCAGGGACAUGUCCCCGGUCGCUGAGAGUCCCAGGGAUGUGACACCAGCCACCCGGCACCCCAGGGACAUGUCCCCGGUCGCUGAGAGUCCCAGGGAUGUGACACCAGCCACCCGGCACCCCAGGGACAUGUCCCCAGCCACUGAGAGCCCCAAGGACAUGUUCCUGGCCACCAGGCACCCCAAGGACCCAUCACCAGCCACCAGGAACCAGAAGGACACAAUCUCGGCCACCAGGCACCCUGAGGACACAUCUCUGAUCUCCAGGUGCCCCAGGGACAUGUCCCUGAUGACCAGGCACCCAAAGGAGAUGUCUCUGGUCCCCAGUCAAUGUGGAGACAUGUUCCUGGGCAGCAGGUACCCCAGGGACAUGUCCGCAGCCACCAGACAACCCAGGGACCCAUCACCGGUGACCAAGCACCAGAGGGACAUGUCACCAGCCACCAGGCACCCCAAGGACACGUCCCCACCCGGUGGGCACCCAAGGGACACAUUGCUGGUCACUAGGCUCCCCAAGGAGAAAUCCCCAGCCAUCAGGCACCACAGGGAUGCAUUCCUGUCCACCAGAUACCCAAAGGAAAUGUCCCCAGCUACCGGGUACCCAAAGGACACAUCCCCAGACACCAGGCACCCCAGGGAUACAUCCCCCAUCACCAGGCACCCAACGGAGAUGUCCCCAGCCACCAGUCACUGCGAGGACACGUUCUUGGUUACCAGGUACCCCAAGAAUAUGUCCCUGGCUGCCAGGCACCCAAGGGACAUGUUUCUGAUCACCAGGUACACUGAGGACACCUCGCCAGCCACCAGGCACCCAAGGGACACAUCUCCAGUCACCAGGCACCCUGAAGAGAUAUCCCCAGUCACUGGUCACCGAAGGGACAUGUUCUUGGGCAACAGGUACCCCAAGCACAUGUCCCUGGUCACCAGAUACCCCAAGGACAUGUUCCUAGACACCAGGCAUCCCAGAGACAAGUCCCUGGCCAGAAGACACCCCAAGGACAUGUCCCUGACCACCAGGCACCCAAGGGACAGGUCCCCAGUCACCAGGCGCCUCUCGUCAGCAUUCAGCGAUGGGGUCCUCACGCCGCAGCAGGUGGCUGAGGACUUGGAGAUGGACCAGGACACCACCUGCCCCAGCCCCCCAGCACCAACCACGCCACAGUCCUUCUCGCCGCCACACACCUAUGGCUACAUCUAUGGGCCACCAGCCUCCGAGCUGGGUGAGGAGGAGGAGGAAGAGGAGGAGGAAGAGCAGCCAACUAUGAGGGGCUCGCCAGGAGGGUCACUGCUGAAUGGGUGGGGGUCUGUCUCGGAGGACAACUUCGCCAGUGCCCGCUGCAGCUUGGUGAGCUCCUGCGAUGGCUCCUUCCUCCUGGACGCCAGCUUCGCCCGGGUGCUGGCCGUGGCCGUCGAUGGCCUCUGCUUCAGCCUCGAGGAUGCCGAUGGGGGCUAUGGGGCAGGUCCCUCACCACCACCAUCACCCUUGGAGGGGGUCUUCUCACCCGAGGUCCCCGUCCCCACCUGGGACUGGGGGACAGAGCUGGGGGUCCCACAGAGAACUGGGACAGAGGCAGCCACAGGCAUCCCGCAGCACGGUGGCCACGGGAUUGGGAGCGGCAGCCCCUGGGCCAGGGCAAGUGGCGAGCCAAGGACAGGAGGGACAAGAGCAUGGUGGUCCCCAGGGUGUAGGGCGCAGCAAGGCCAGAGUCCCCUUGGCUCAGCUAAAAUCCAGCUUUAUUAAGCAGUUCCCCAAAAAGGGGCUCUUUGCUAGCAAAAGCCACCCACAAAGGGUGGGUGGCACCAAGGUGGGUGGGUGUCCCUUCUUCUCCAGCAUCCUUGUCCUCCCCAAGUGUCCUCAUCCUUCCCCAGUGACCCAACCCUCCUCAGUGUCCCCAUCCCUCCCCAAAUUCCUCAUCCUUCUCCAGCAUCCUCAUCCUCCCCAAGUGUCCCCAUCCUCCUCAAGUGUACUUGGCCCCUCCAAGUGUCCUUGGCCCCUCCCCAGGGUCCUCCUCCCCAAGUCAUCCUCAUCCGGCCCAAGCACCGUUGUCCAUCCCAAGUGUCCUUCUCCUUCCCCAGGGUCAUUGUCCCCCUGACCAUCCUCAUCCCCACUGACCGUUCUCAUUCCUUCUGACUGUCCUCAUCCUUUCUGACUGUCCACAUCCUCCCUCAGCAUCCUUGUCCCACCUCAACCAUCCUUGGCCCUCUCAGGUGUCCUCAUCCCUCCCAAGCCACCUUGUCCUUCUUGAAUGUCCUUGUGCUCCCUCUGAGUGACCUCAUCCCUCCUAACCAUCCUCAUCCACAGGGUCCUUAUCCCUCCUGAGCAUCCUCAUCCUCCCCAACUGUUCUUGCUGUCCCCCAAGUCUUCUCAUCCCUCCCCACCAUCCUCAUUCUCCUGUGACCAUCGUCCUCGUCCCUCCCUACUGUCCUUGUCCCUCCCAGGCAACCUUGUCUUUCCCAAGUGUCCUCUUCACCCCAGCGAUCCCCAGCCCCUGGGCAUCCUCGUCCUUCCCCAGUGUCCUCAUCCCCCCAGGCACCCUUGCCCCCCAACAUCCCUCCCCAGCACCCUCAUCCCUCCCAACUGUCCUUGUCCCCAGGGUUCUUGCCCCACCUGAGCAUCCUCCUCAUCCCUCCCCAGCAUCCUUGUCCCUCCCCAGCAUCCUCAACCCUAGUGACUGUCCUCGGCCUCCCCAAGCAUCCUCAUCCUUCCUCAAGCAUCUUCAUCCCUCCCAAUUGUCCUUGUCCCCAGGGUCCUCGUCCCUCCCCAGCAUCCUCAUCCCUAGUGACUGUCCUUGGCCUCCCCAAGCAUCCUCAUCCCUCCUGAGCCUCCUCGUCCCUCCCAACUGUCCUCAUACCCAGGGCCUUCAUCCCUCCCCUAGCAUCCUCACCCCUCCUAAGCAUCCUUGUCCAUCCUGACUGUCCUCAUCCCUCCCACCCCGAGCAUCCCCUUCCCCCCACCUCGCGCUGCUGCCCACCGGCUGCUGGCUCUGUGCAACCCUAUUUACAUGGCGCCACUCAGAAAUUAAAGAGCAUCCCCCUGUCCCCCCCA
Messenger RNA from Phalacrocorax carbo (great cormorant), 5427 nucleotides. The record is from RefSeq and is a predicted model, not a curated record. Lineage: Eukaryota; Metazoa; Chordata; Aves; Suliformes; Phalacrocoracidae.